CGUAAACUGGCGCAAAUAUUGGUGGCCGAACAGACUCUAAAUCAUCUUGACAAUUAUUCAAUAAUAAAGGAUUAUCUCGCCUUUGCCACAGGGUGGCACAUGUCCCUUCGAAGUUCUCCCUAACUGCUAUUCUUCCAAAGUCAGGUCCAUGGUUCCCUGCUAGAUACGAUGUCUUCAGCAAGUGGUCUGCGACAACCGAAAGACACGAACAAAGGAAAAAAUGGGUUUCGCGAAAGACACAUUCCUCUCAAUGCUGCCAACCCAGACGACUUGGCCAUUAGCAGGCAUCACUUUGCUCAGUACGUUCUUGCGUCCAAGGGAUCUUAUAAUGGUCCUUCGUUGAAAGAACUCAAAGCCACUCCGAACGCAGCCCCAGUAGAGACACUAGCAAUUGUCGACGAUAAGAUAAAGGAGCUGAGAAGGCAGCAUCAAGAAGAUAUCGAGCUUCUCACCGCAUUCCAGGCUGCAGAAUACCGCCAAGAGGUCCUUAGCAGGUACAACUGCAUCGACGAUUCAAUAAUGGGAGUAGACGCGGAAGAUCCAGUCCAGGUUGAUUAUCUCGCCGCUCUCAAUGAGCUGUACAACGAUGCACGGCCUAUGAAACGUUUUCAACAUGAUAUGGACGACGCGUUAUCUCAGAUCCGCUACAGCUACCUCAAAUCCCUCCUCCCGCUCCUCGCUCAGCGACGUCAGUUGAAAUCGCGAGAAACACAUAUUAGGAGACAACGUGAUGCGCAGUUCCCGCAGAGUAUCGAAGAGUAUCACAAUAUCCCGGACCGCGACAUUCAGCUGCGAAUCGCGCGGUUCCUCCUGCGUUCUAAUUCUGAGAAAGAGAGGAUGAUGGAUGAUUAUGGAUGGGUGUGGCGAGCGGUAAAUCCGCUGAUCUCAGCGUUCAAGGCGAAUGAAGGGUUCAAGAACGAGAUAGUGGAGUCGGUCAAAGUCGGGCAAGCUUCGGAUUCUCGGCGUCGGUCAACAGCGACCCCUGGGUGGCAGCUGUAACUUGCAUAUCUUUGGACUAUCUUCGUAUCACGAUCAAGAUGAGAUUGCUCUAAACCUAUCUGUUUGAUUCGCCUAAUAAAAUUGGUCUUCUCGAUGGUCCGAGACAAGGGCACUACGCACAAAUGAAGAUAGAUGCGGUGACGGUUUUUU
Molecule: messenger RNA, 1149 nt
Organism: Suillus bovinus
Lineage: Eukaryota; Fungi; Basidiomycota; Agaricomycetes; Boletales; Suillaceae
Exons: 4
Coding region: 169-999 (276 amino acids)
Source: RefSeq, a predicted model, not a curated record